AUGGAUGAAUCCCAAGACUGGCAGACAAGAUCACAGCAGCGUGAGCCAAACAUCAGGCAGAAAAGUUUGUUUGCUGAAAUAUAGGACCAAGAGAAAGACAAGAUAAGCACUGCUGGAAAAGUUAUUAAAUGAAAAGCAGCUGUACUAUGGCAAUAGAAGAAAUCCUUUUCCAUCGAGGAAAUAGAAUUUGUCCCACCAAAGGCUAAAGAAGUUCACAUUAAGAUUUUGGCCACAGGAAUCUGUCGCACAGAUGACCAUGUGAUGAAAGGAGCGAUGAUGGAGUCUAAGUUUCCAGGGGUUGUGAGACAUGAAGCAAAUGGGGUUGUGGAGAGUAUUGGAAAAGGAGUCACUACUGUGAAGCCAGGUGACAAAGUCAUCCCUCUCUUUCUUUCACAGUGUGGAGAAUGCAAUGCUUGCCACAGCCGAGAUGGUGACCUUUGCAUUAGGAGCAAUGUUACUGGUUGUGGAGUACUGGCUGAUGGCACUAGCAGAUUUACAUGCAAGAGCAAACCUGUCUAUCACAAAAAAAACCCAAACCCUUUGCCAUCGAGUUACAGCCAAGAAAAUCCUAUGGAGCAGUUCUACUCUGUAAUACAUGGGAUCACCGUCACCCCUGGCUCUGCCUGUGUUGUCUUUGGCCUGGGAGGAGUUGGCCUUUCAGUCAUCCUGGGGUGUAAAUCAGCUGGUGCAUCUAGGAUCAUUGGGAUUGACAUCAGCAAAGACAAAUUUUAAAAGGCCAUGACUGUAGGAGCCACUGAGUGCAUCAGUCCCCAGGACUACACCAAGCCCAUCAGUGAGGUGUUGUCAGAAAUGAUGGGUAACACUGUGGGGCAUGCUUUUGAAAUUAUUGGGCAUCUUGAAACCAUGGCUGAUGCCCUCACGUUCUGCCGUAUGAGCUAUGGGGCCAGUGUGGUGGUAGGCGCCCCUCCAUCAGCCAAGAUGCUCACCUAGGACCCCAUGCUGCUCUUCACUGGGCGCAUGUGGAAAGGAUGUGUUUCUGGAGGCAUGAAACACAGAGAUGAUAUCCCCAAACUAGCGACUGAUUUCCUGAGAAGGAAAUUUGACCUGGACCAGCUGAUAACCCAAGUUUUAGCUUUUAAAAUCAACAAAGCCUUUGAACUGCUUUAUUCAGGGCAGAGGUUUCUAUUUGUGUUUGGGUAUCCAGAGGAGUCCCUGCAUGGUGCAAAUGGCUAA
Molecule: messenger RNA, 1194 nt
Organism: Loxodonta africana (African savanna elephant)
Lineage: Eukaryota; Metazoa; Chordata; Mammalia; Proboscidea; Elephantidae
Product: all-trans-retinol dehydrogenase [NAD(+)] ADH7
Biological process (GO): retinoic acid metabolic process; retinol metabolic process
Cellular component (GO): cytosol
Molecular function (GO): zinc ion binding; all-trans-retinol dehydrogenase (NAD+) activity
Source: RefSeq, a predicted model, not a curated record